GAAGAAAACUUCACGCCGGAAAAACCGGGGAAGGAUUUGGGAAUCGCGCGCGAAAUUAAAAAGAAGAAGAAUCCGGAAACCGGGAGCCCUUCCCCAAUUUUAAAAAAGUCGAACGCUCAACAAAUCGGAAUAGUGAAGUUGAGAAGUCAUGGAGUUCAAAUGCACUGAUUUAAAGGUAUGGAAACAAAGCCUCUCUGAGUAUGAAGCCCGGCUCGAAUCUCUGGGCAACAACAAGAAGAAGCCUGACCUGGUCUCUCUCGAUGAUUUCUACCGCAAACAACUCCCUACUAUUCUUCACCAGCGCAAACCUAAUUCAUAUAUCACCACUUCCGAGCUUUCUAAACUCAUGCAGUGGAAACUCACUCGUGGUAAAUGGAGGCCACGAUUGUUGGACUUUGUGUCAUCCUUGGAUGAGGAAUCAGUGAAAUCUUCAUCUCAGAAGGCUUUUCAGUCAUUACCUGAUAUCUCCAAAGCGAUAUCUGAGCUUUCUAAAUUGAAAGGUGUAGGUCCAGCCACUGCAUCUGCUGUUCUGGCGGCCUAUGCUCCUGAUGUUGCGCCGUUCAUGUCAGAUGAGGCUAUGGAGGCAGCACUUGGAAACUUGAAAGAUUAUACUCUGAAGCAGUAUCUUCUGUUUGUGGAGAAAUUACAAGAAAAAUCGAAGGAACUAUCUUUGGAAGGGGAAUUAUUUACACCAUCUGAUGUAGAAAGGGCUAUCUGGAGUUCUGCUAUCGGGGUCAAGUAUCCAUCUUUGCCAAAUGAUGAAGGAAAAGAGGCUAGCACAAACAAAAGCUCAAAGAGGAAGAGGAAACAGUGAAGUAUUUAUGCGAAGUUGCUGCAGGAAUUUGUCUAAGUUUUCCUGUUCUGUUUAAGCUGUACUCUGCUAACAACUUAUUGUCUAACAUGAGAGGUCAGGCAUCUUUUACUUUGCUCUCUCACUCUUUCUGAACUUAUGCAAUAAUAUUUAUGAUCUGUAACCA
Messenger RNA from Daucus carota subsp. sativus, 977 nucleotides. RefSeq lists its product as uncharacterized. The transcript has 4 exons. Lineage: Eukaryota; Viridiplantae; Streptophyta; Magnoliopsida; Apiales; Apiaceae. The record is from RefSeq and is a predicted model, not a curated record. The coding region runs from base 149 to 814 and encodes 221 amino acids.